UGCUACGUCGGCAAACAAGACAAACACAUCUCCGUUCCAGAUAAAGUCCGCGGUGCCAAUCUUCCAUGGUCAGGACGAAGACUCUUACUAUGAUGAAUUCUACAUAGACCAGCUAUCAGACAGGAUUAUUUUCCGUCAGUGCUGCCAUGAGCGGUGACUCUGAAGAGGCUCCUCCCGAGGUGCAUCAUUACAACGACCGGAGUGAGGUCCCUUGGGAUAUCCAAAAUUACUGGGCACAACGCUACAAGCUAUUCUCUAAAUAUGACGAGGGUAUCUGGUUGACCGAUGAUGCCUGGUUUGGCGUCACCCCAGAACCUGUUGCUAAUAAAAUCGCGGAGCACAUCGCCAAAUCUGCUCCUAAAGGGCGAAGCAUCUUAGUCGAUGCAUUUGCUGGAGCUGGUGGGAACACCAUCGCGUUCGCGCUCUCCGGGCGCUGGAAACGUGUCUACGGCAUAGAGAAAGAUCCCGCAGUCCUGCAGUGCGCAAAGCACAAUGCGAAGGUGUAUGGAGUAGAGAACAAAAUCACCUGGUUUCAAGGCGACUGCUUCGAGAUUCUCAAAGCCCAGUUGAAAGACCUGGCACCAUACAGUGUGCUUUUCGCCAGUCCGCCAUGGGGUGGACCUGGCUAUCGUUCAGAUGAAGUAUUUAAUCUGCGAACCAUGGAGCCAUAUCCGCUCAGUAAGCUGUAUGAAGAGUAUUCCGUCUUCACUGAACAUAUGGUUCUCUAUUUGCCUCGGACGUCUGAUCUGAAGCAGUUGGCGAAGGUGGUCAAGGACGAUAAAAAGGCUACUGUUAUGCAUUACUGUAUGGAAGGCGCUAGCAAGGCGUUGUGUAUCUAUUAUGGCGAUUUUCAUCUGGAAUGACUUUUCAGCGAUCCCGUAUUGAAUAGAAUGAUCGUUUUACAAACCUAUUCAUGUCUAGUUAGACGGGGUACCGGGACAUGGGCAGAUGAAUGGCAACUUGACACCUGCGUGCGCCACACAACCCUUACCUCUCAUUUACCUUGUGAAUGAAAAGCCAAAUGGCAUCCAGU
Paecilomyces variotii is the source of this 1033-nucleotide messenger RNA. RefSeq names its product RNA cap guanine-N2 methyltransferase-domain-containing protein. Gene Ontology annotation, cellular component: nucleus. The record is from RefSeq and is a predicted model, not a curated record. The transcript has 4 exons. Gene Ontology annotation, molecular function: RNA cap trimethylguanosine synthase activity. Lineage: Eukaryota; Fungi; Ascomycota; Eurotiomycetes; Eurotiales; Thermoascaceae. The coding region runs from base 147 to 863 and encodes 238 amino acids. Gene Ontology annotation, biological process: 7-methylguanosine cap hypermethylation; 7-methylguanosine RNA capping.